This is a messenger RNA of Phaedon cochleariae (mustard beetle), 579 nucleotides long. The record is from the annotation of a GenBank genome assembly. Lineage: Eukaryota; Metazoa; Arthropoda; Insecta; Coleoptera; Chrysomelidae.
AUGUACGACUUUUGUGUCGGUUGCAGAAGAAGGAAAUUAUUGCUUUAUGUGUUCAAUAAAAAUUGCAACUCAUCAUUUGUUACAGACUUGCUGGCAGCACAAAACAACCUACUCAGGAAUCCCUCUCACGAACUGAGGGCAGCAUGCUUUUUGCCUCUGAAGUUGGCUUUGGAAAGCAAAAGAAGCAAGCUUGUUUCACUGUCUCUAACCGGAUUGAAUAAAAUAAUAAGAGACGAGCGCUUCCAAUCGGGUCCCGAGCCAGAAGACGACUCCUUGUGGCUGCCCGCCCAACUCCUGUUCGCCACCUCGUCCACGCCUGCGCAAUGCGAGGACACGCAGGUCCACGUGCUGCGCGUCGUGCUGAGUCUCGCGUGCUCAGCUGGAUGGGCGCUCAACGGACGGCUCGUCAUGCUGAUGCUGGGCAGGUGCGCAGAAGCGUACGACGCUGGUACGCAGCCGGUGAGGGCGGCUGCGCAAGCUGCGGCCAGUCAGACUCUCACGGCGUUCUGCACGUUUUUGGGUGAGUAUUCAGUCAGGGCCAUAGACAAACCAAAAAUAAAGAGACUUUUCAAAACAUAG